UCAAUCGUGAAGCGAAUUGACUGUUGCAGGCUCGGUAUGUGGCGCAUGAGUAUGCGUUUCGGGAUGUAAGGGCUGCCCCUCGGAGUAGCGAUACUGAAUUAAAAAUACAUAUACACCCGAGGGACUCAGGAGCCAGAAUACCGACGGAGAGCGGGCACAAACUAAGGGAGUUUACGACCGCACGGAGUGGAGGGAGACACGGGAGCGUGGCAGGAGGGACGCUCGAGCAAAUCCUACCGACACCGCGCGCAGAAAUGGCGGAGCACCACGCAGCCAGCGACGGCAAGCACAAAGCGUCCACCAAUGCCGGGGGCUCGGUGCACGGGAACAGCCGACCCGGCGCCGCGGGUGGAGGAGGGGGCAAAGGAGGCCUGUCUGGUGGACUGACACAGCCGGCAGGGUGGCAGUCUUUACUCUCCUUUAGCAUUCUCUUCCUGGCCUGCCUGGCCGGAUUCAGCUCCAGACUUUUCGCCGUGAUCCGGUUCGAAAGCAUCAUCCACGAGUUUGAUCCAUGGUUCAAUUACAGAUCAACGCACCAUCUCACCACGAAUGGCUUCUAUGAAUUCCUCAACUGGUUUGAUGAAAGGGCCUGGUACCCCUUGGGCAGGAUUGUUGGUGGCACAGUAUACCCGGGGUUAAUGGUGACAGCUGGCCUCAUCCACUACGUGCUCAACCUGCUCCACAUCACCGUCCACAUCCGUGACGUGUGCGUCUUCCUGGCACCGGUGUUCAGUGGUCUGACGGCCAUCUCCACCUUCCUGCUGACGCGGGAGCUGUGGAACCAGGGCGCAGGGCUGCUGGCGGCCUGCUUCAUCGCCAUCGUCCCUGGCUAUAUCUCUCGCUCCGUCGCAGGCUCUUUUGACAAUGAAGGCAUUGCCAUUUUUGCCUUGCAAUUCACCUACUACCUCUGGGUGAAAUCAGUGAAGACAGGCUCAGUAUUUUGGACCAUUGGUUGUUGUCUCUCCUAUUUCUACAUGGUGUCAGCAUGGGGAGGUUAUGUGUUUAUUAUCAACCUGAUUCCUCUGCAUGUUUUUGUGCUGAUGCUGAUGCAGCGCUACAGCAGAAGAGUCUACAUCGCUUAUAGCACUUUCUACAUUGUGGGUCUGGUACUGUCGAUGCAGAUCCCUUUUGUUGGCUUCCAGCCGAUCAGGACCAGCGAGCACAUGGCUGCUGCCGGUGUGUUUGCACUUCUCCAAGCCUAUGCCUUCCUGCAAUACCUGAAGGACAGGCUGACCAGACAGGAGUUCCAGACACUUUUCUUCCUUGGAGUCUCUCUCGCUGCUGGCGUGGUCUUCCUCACUGUGAUCUAUCUCACAUACACAGGAUACAUUGCUCCAUGGAGUGGUCGUUUCUACUCUCUCUGGGACACUGGCUACGCUAAGAUUCACAUCCCCAUCAUAGCGUCGGUGUCGGAGCACCAGCCGACGACGUGGGUCUCCUUCUUCUUCGACCUCCACAUCCUGGUGUGCACGUUCCCAGCAGGCCUCUGGUUCUGUAUCAAGAACAUCAAUGAUGAACGAGUGUUUGUGGCCCUGUAUGCCAUCAGUGCUGUCUAUUUCGCCGGCGUGAUGGUGCGUCUGAUGCUGACACUGACUCCGGUGGUGUGCAUGCUGUCUGCCGUGGCUUUCUCCAGCGUCUUUGAGCAUUACAUGGGAGAUGACACAAAGAGGGAGAAACCCCCUGCGGAAGACAGCAGCGACGAGGACGACAAGAGGAAUUCUGGGAAUCUUUAUGACAAGGCCGGCAAGGUGCGCAAACAUGUGUCAGAGCAGGAGAAGGCAGAGGAAGGUCUGGGUCCGAACAUCAAGUCCAUCGUCACCAUGCUCAUGUUGAUGCUGCUGAUGAUGUUCGCCGUGCACUGCACCUGGGUCACCAGCAACGCCUACUCCAGUCCCAGCGUGGUGCUUGCCUCGUACAACCAUGAUGGGACGCGUAACAUCCUGGAUGACUUCAGGGAGGCCUACUACUGGCUGAGGCAGAACACGGACGAGCAUGCACGUGUCAUGUCGUGGUGGGACUACGGGUACCAGAUAGCCGGCAUGGCCAACAGGACCACGCUAGUAGAUAAUAACACAUGGAACAACAGUCACAUAGCGCUGGUGGGCAAAGCCAUGUCGUCCAACGAGAGCGCGGCGUACAAAAUCAUGAGGUCACUGGAUGUGGACUACGUGCUGAUCAUAUUCGGAGGUGUGAUCGGUUAUUCAGGAGAUGAUAUAAACAAGUUCCUGUGGAUGGUGAGGAUAGCGGAGGGAGAGCACCCCAAGGACAUCAGGGAGAGCGACUACUUCACCCCUCAGGGAGAGUUCAGAGUGGACAAGGCCGGUUCACCAACUUUGCUCAACUGCCUCAUGUACAAGAUGUCCUAUUACCGAUUUGGUGAAAUGCAGCUGGACUUCCGGACGCCUCCUGGCUUCGACCGAACGCGCAAUGCCGAGAUCGGCAACAAGGACAUCAAGUUCAAGCACCUGGAGGAGGCGUUCACCUCGGAGCACUGGCUGGUCCGGAUCUACAAGGUCAAGAACCUGGACAACAGGGAGCCGCUGGACCACAAGCUGCGCAGUGUAGUGCCCAAACAAAAGUACACCUCUAAAAAGACUGCCAAGAGGAAGCGAGGACACAUCAAGAACAAGCUUGCCCUGAGGAAAGGCAAGAAACUACAAAAAAAAUAAAUGGUGACGAUGAACUCUUCUAGGAAAACAAGCAAACAAACAACUGCGAAGAAACCUCUAACAACCAAUGAAGAAGAACACAGGGGCCGUUUAUCUGGCACUUGGUCUCAAGCGCGUCUCAUUAAGAGCGCCCCCGUGUGGUGAGGAAGUUGAAGAAGUCUCAUAUCUGGCUAGCUCCAGAACUGUUGUCCGUUUUAUCCUGAGGACCUUUGUCUUGCUUAUUUUCUCCUGUUUUUUUUUUUUUUUUCCUGUUUGUUUUUUGUACUUGAAUGUGCGGCGAGGCAUAGGGCUGCUCUACUUGUUUCGGCGUCGAUUUAAUAUUUUUUGCGGUACGUUUAAUUAACUGCUUCUCAGUGCGGGGAUCGGGGGUGUGAGGAGGUGAAAGGGGGAGAAACGAGAGGAACAUUUUGCACCAAAGACCCAUCGACCUUGCUCCAUGGCACAUGUGAACUCAUUACUGAGAGUGAGGAGAGGACGCGCAGGAGUGAACGCUUGAGGACUUGUUCCUGACACGUGUACAGAGGACAGUAUGCGGUAUGGAGGAACGUCACCGUCUCGGCACAGCCCAUCUGUAAUAUUAACCUUUUUAUCAUCAUCCUCUCCUUUAUGUCUGCCUGGCUCCCUGACCUUCUUUUUCAACAAAUUCUUUAGAGAAAAAAAAAUUGGCCUAAUAUGUAAAUAUGAUAUGUAAAGAAUAAGUCUAAAAGGAUGAUAAUAUAUUGGAUUAUUGUGGUGAUUUUUAAA
Epinephelus lanceolatus (giant grouper) is the source of this 3413-nucleotide messenger RNA. RefSeq names its product dolichyl-diphosphooligosaccharide--protein glycosyltransferase subunit STT3B. Lineage: Eukaryota; Metazoa; Chordata; Actinopteri; Perciformes; Serranidae. Gene Ontology annotation, molecular function: dolichyl-diphosphooligosaccharide-protein glycotransferase activity. The record is from RefSeq and is a predicted model, not a curated record. Gene Ontology annotation, biological process: post-translational protein modification. Gene Ontology annotation, cellular component: membrane.